This is a messenger RNA of Phytophthora nicotianae INRA-310, 879 nucleotides long. RefSeq lists its product as hypothetical. The coding region runs from base 1 to 879 and encodes 292 amino acids. The record is from RefSeq and is a predicted model, not a curated record. The transcript has a single exon. NCBI's taxonomy places the organism in Eukaryota, Oomycota, Peronosporomycetes, Peronosporales, Peronosporaceae.
AUGGGCAACGCUGCAGCAGUCCACAACGUGGCCGAGAGCUCGCGUCGUCGUUUGCUGUUGCAGCAGUACAAUCGCCAGCCGAGGAAUGUUCUCGUUAGUAAAUCAUUAAUGGAGGCUUUCGAACAGCGUCGACUCCAGAGUCUGCAACCCCAGUUUGCACACAGCUUUCACAGCUCUCACCGAAGCAAGAAAACACACCCAGACCCCAAUAACAAGGGCUCACUACAGUCGCUACCACUGAACGAGAUAUAUGAUGUGCUGAAGGAUAACUUUGGGGUUCAGUUAACUCUCGAAGAGCUCCCAACCGUGCUUCGACAUCUUGGCUGUCGAGUAGUGGAAUCUCCAACAGCAGCAUCGAACACCUCAGAAAGAUGCCCCGCGGAAGAUUGGUAUUCUUUCCAGGGUUUAGUGGGUUACGUCGCUCCUCGCAGAAUACUGCGGCUAGUGAAGAGGCCGCUUGAAUGUCCCCACGCUGUCGAUUUCUCGCACAAUAACCUGACGAUUUGGCAAGCAGCCAAGAUGGGCGACUUGGAAGUACUACAAGCUGUCUGUAAGGUUCAUGGAGGCGCGUACAGGGCACUGGAUGACUUUGAGAACUCACCACUUUACUAUGCUAGUUUGUGUGGCCGCGAAGUCGCUGUCGACUUAAUACUGAAAUCCUAUGAAAGAGAGCACCGUACGGUUCCUCCGGACGAGCUACUGCGUUGCGUUACGAAUGCCUUGAACCAAUACAUACGCGCAUUGCUCCAGCAGAAAAUGACGCUGGAAGAGGUACUGAAGGCUAAAGAGCAGAACGCUGACUGCGGUGAGGAUGGCGAAGAUGAGAAUGCAGAAGAUUGCGAUUGGUUUGGUCUUCUCGCUGAUAAUAACAAUAAGUGA